CAUCUUCCAGCCAUGUGGCCAUGAGUUUAUUGCAUUACCUGGACAACAUGUACAAAAUACACUACCAUGUCCUUUGAACCAUGAGGCACUUGAAGAUCUGUAUGUGGAUUUCCAGUAUCUUCAAGGCGGGUAAAGGGAUUCAUUGCGGUGGUGGUGUUGGCUGUGAUAAGCGAUGCAAACUAGCUUUGGUUCAGAUCUUCAUUGUCUCAGGCCACUGGAUCCUGGCCAAGAACAUAAACUUCUAUAAUGUGAGACUUCCAGUAGAUCCUACUCCAUUCCCAAGCAGCUUCAAGUGUUUUACUUGUGAGAACGUUGUGGACAAUUACAAUUGUAACAGAUGGGCUGAAGAUAAAUGGUGUCCUCAGAACACACAGUAUUGUUUGACAGUCCAUCACUUCAACAGCCAUGGAAGAAGCUCCUCUGUCACCAAAAAAUGUGCUGCCAAGGAAGAAUGCCGUUUUGUUGGUUGUCGCCAUCACAGGGAAACUGGUCAUAUGGAAUGCAUCUCCUGCUGCGAAGGAAUGAUCUGCAAUGUAGACCUGCCAACAAACCACACUAAUGCUGUGUUUGCAGUUGUGCAUGCGCGGAGGACAUCUGGUGGCAGCAGCAGAAGGGCUGGUCACGGCUGUCUUAAAAAAUUGUGCUUUUCAACCAUGAUUAUCCAUUCUUGGCCUCUGCCCAAGGGCGAAUUUUAUUCAACUGUAAUUUAAAUCAUGUGUGAGAGAGAAGAUCAACCUUGUGAGCAUUCUUUGUGGUCCUUUUCACAUAAAUUCUAAUUUUUAUUGCAGUUAUUUGCAAUUAUUGACAUUCUUUUUUAAUAAGAUGAUUUCUGGCAUUAAAGGAUUUAUUGUAAUUAA
Messenger RNA from Eublepharis macularius, 857 nucleotides. It is a transcript of the gene LYPD6B, whose product is annotated as LY6/PLAUR domain containing 6B. Gene Ontology annotation, molecular function: acetylcholine receptor regulator activity. Bases 81 to 710 code for a protein of 209 amino acids. NCBI's taxonomy places the organism in Eukaryota, Metazoa, Chordata, Lepidosauria, Squamata, Eublepharidae. The transcript is spliced from 7 exons. The record is from RefSeq and is a predicted model, not a curated record.